Molecule: messenger RNA, 780 nt
Organism: Daucus carota subsp. sativus
Lineage: Eukaryota; Viridiplantae; Streptophyta; Magnoliopsida; Apiales; Apiaceae
Product: citrate-binding protein
Exons: 2
Coding region: 57-704 (215 amino acids)
Source: RefSeq, a predicted model, not a curated record
AGCUGAUUUGUAGAGGCACUUCAGGGCUCGACUUGUUUCUCAUUAAAGAAAAAGAAAUGGCUUCUUUCCUAGCUCUUCUCUGCUUUGGCCUGUCUCAAUUUUUGAUGUUCCAAUUCAUGGCUGCCUCUGAUCCGACAAAAGGGUUUGUUUCCUUACCCUUCAAUACAUCUGUUUACCGCAUUCAAAGGCCAUACGAUAAGAAAGAAAAUCAGCGAUACAGCUUCAAGAACGGAGUUCACAAAUUUUGGGUUUUUGCCAAUGAUAAACCUCACACCACAACUAGCCACACAAAGCCGAGGACUGAGCUUGCUGUCCAAGGAUACGUUUACUCCUCGGGAGUAUGGGAAUUUGCAGCAGAUGCAUAUGUUCCGAAAGGGACAUCAGGUGUGACCAUAAUGCAAGUAUUCGGGGCCACUGCACCUCAUGCCUCAACUCUCAUGCUCAGAGUUUACAAUGGCGCUCUCAAGUACUAUCAAGACAAUGUUUUGGUUGGCAACGUCUACAAUCGAUGGUUCCAUGUAAAUGUUGUACACGAUGUCGAUGCUGCAAAAGUAAUGGUGUACAUAGAUGGACAACUCAAGCUGACAGCAGAUGGUCGCGGUGGAGAUUCUCAUUACUUCAAAUGCGGUGUUUAUGCACAAACCAGUGAUUCAUUUCGCAUGGAGUCCCGGUGGAAGAAUAUCCAAGUUUUACGGCACAAUUGAUAAAUUAUCUGUUGAAAUUGUAAUGUUGUACUUAAUUAUAGCCAUCUAUAUAUGUAAUGCAUUUUAUUGUUUGAAA